Molecule: messenger RNA, 1689 nt
Organism: Anopheles marshallii
Lineage: Eukaryota; Metazoa; Arthropoda; Insecta; Diptera; Culicidae
Exons: 5
Coding region: 1-1689 (562 amino acids)
Molecular function (GO): G protein-coupled receptor activity
Source: RefSeq, a predicted model, not a curated record
AUGGUUCGGUACGCCACGCGGACGUUGGUCCGACACUGUGUGCUGUUGGUGGCAUUGGUGGCACUGGACGGAAGUGUCGCUACGAUAGAUAACGCCACCGGUGCGGUUCGCGAGAACUCGCUACCGAGUGAAGUGCCCGCGGUAGUGAUUGAUCAAUCAAACGCCAUACCUGCAUCCAACGUCGAUACGGCAGCGACGAUUGCAACAGACACAACCACCACUACCAUCGUCAGCUCGACGGAAGCAGCUACAGCAACGACGUCAUCGCUAUCUGCUAGCAAUGAGGCCACGCGAACCGUGACGACACCCACGGCGCCACUGACGGAGGUCAGUUCGAUUGAGUCGAUUCAUCAGCAACGCUCCACCUCAUCGACAUCCGAUGAGUUUCCACCGAAUUGUUCAGAAUUUAGCGCCUCUCCCGUAAAGCUGAUGUACAGUGAAAAGGCACGAAUACGCAAGUGUUGCCCACCGGGACAGAUGAUACAACCGCGGAACAGCUUCGAGUACGAGUGUGUCCCGGGCAGCCGGGAGCUACAGAUCGAAACCAUCGAGGCCCAGUUCUACGGCAACAACGAGUGCGUUGAGGUGACCGGUGAGCAGGUGGUGCUGCCGGUGGAAUCGCAAGAUCUGUGCGAAAGUGACCCGCUUGCGUUGAUGUACAGUGCGGACCAGGGCGACGAGCUGUUUGUGCUGCAGAACGGCUCACUGUUGGUGCUGGAGAUGGGAUCGCUUGUGUCGGUGUUCGACAGCUACUGUGUGGAAAUGACGAACGAUGCGAUGCUGUUGGCGAAGGUGUGCGAACCGGCGAGAAUCGAUCGGGUCGGAGUGGUGGAGUUCUUCAUGCUGUUUGGUUCAGUGCUCUCGGUGCUGGCAUUGCUGUUUACUGCCCUGUGCUAUUCGUUCGUGCCAAAGUUGAAAGAUACCUUCGGAUAUCUUAUCGCCGCCCACGCUGGUACGUUCGCUAUCGGGACGAUCUUUUUCGGGCUUGCGCGGUGCGGUGGGCGCUGUAUCGAUCCGGGCAAUGUUGAAAUCACGGAAAUAUUCUCGAACGCGUUGCUCGGUAGCUCCAUGUUUGCGGCUUUCCUGAUGAACGUUUACAACGCGCUGUAUGUGGCGUACUACAUACCGAAUGGGCUCGAGUACGAGAACAAGAACAAGCGUGACAUGUACGCGUUUCUGGCAGUGCUGUACUGCAUCACGCUCAUACCGUUGGUGCUAUUCCCCAAAGGUGGACUUGUGUGUAUUGUGUUUUUGUACUUUGCAGCGAUCAUAACCGCGCACAUCCUUUCCUCGUACUAUACGAGAAGACUCACCUCGGGCAUAUACCUACAAAUAAGCGGUCAAACAAAGAUUAAUCAAACGCGGCUCAAUGACAUAAAUGGACAGAGGUGCCUCUGUCUGGUGGAGACAUUGGGUGCACUUGUAUUAUGGAUCGUCUUGGCGGGGUUAAUACUGUCCAACAGCAUGUACGGGGUUGGCCGAAUCGUUGCCGUGUACUGCAUCGUAGGGCAGGGUUUGCUUAUCGGGGGACUGUUUGUGGCCGGCCAGCAGCGGUGGAUCAUACUGCGGGAAUGCUGGAGUAACUCGGGUUCGGUCGAUUUGCGUGCGGUAGAGAACGGCGUGGAAAUGAAAACGUACACCAAACCGCGGUUGAUGGUGGAGGAUAAUGAGGAUGCAACAAAUACGUAG